AACCUGAGUUUACAGAAUUUUAAAUCUCAGGGAUAUUCAGUUAUACUUUGUGUGUGUGUCUGUGUGUGUGCGCGUGUGUGUGUGUCAGUAAUGAUGUCUGUGUCCCUGAGGGAACUGUGUGAGAUGGUGAAGGUGCCCUAUGAGGAAGUUCAAAGGUUAAGGCCAGUGAUAGACAGUGUCAGCACAGAUGGAGAGAGUGACAAAAAUCAAGAAGCAGGUAGAGGUGGUAGCAGCUCAGAGGGAGAGGAUGAGGAGGAGACAGCACAGGAGAGCGAGGAUGAGGAAUAUGAUGUGGAUGCAGAGAACAACAGUGACAGCACAGAUGGAGAGAGUGACAUACAGAAAGAACCACGGAGAGGUGAUGGCAACUCACAGAGAGAGGAUGAGGAGACAGCACAGGAGAGCAAAGAUGGUGAGGAUGCAAGUUAAUUGGAGUGAAUAAUGUUCCGAUGAAACUGAGCAUGACGCAGUUGGAGGACGAAAACGCAAGGGGAGCGAUAACUGGAGGAAAAAUGAGCAAAAAGGAAGAAGAAUGAUGGGACAGUCGUAUGUUGGGAGAAACAAGAAAGGAAACGCUGCCAAGCAGCCCCGGAGCAUGGGACCAAGAUGCACAUCUGCUGCGUGUGUCAGGUCUACCAAGCAUCACUGCAGUAAAAUUGACGAGGCAGACCGGGAGAAGAUUUUUAAGAGAUUUUGGGAGAACAUGAACUGGGAAGAGAAAAGAAUGUAUGUGAGUGGUCUGGUACAUGUCAUCCCAGUACAAAGGAGAAGAGGGUCUGGAAAUUCAAGAAGGUCAUCUACCUUUGUUUUCUUUUUACAUGUUAAAGGACAGACAUUAAGAGUGUGCAGAAGUAUGUUUUUGGCAACUCUUGGAAUAGGGACAUGGUCUGUUCAAAACUGGUUGCAAGACACGGACACAACAAAGAGCUACACAACAGAGAGGAACAAAGCAUCGCGGCGCAGAGAGGCUUAUGAGUUUAUCAGGAGUUUUCUGAAGGAUCUCCCUAAGGUGCCCUCCCAUUAUUGCAGGUCAUCGACAUCAAAACAGUACCUGGAG
This is a messenger RNA of Melanotaenia boesemani (Boeseman's rainbowfish), 1057 nucleotides long. Its product is annotated as acidic leucine-rich nuclear phosphoprotein 32 family member B-like. The coding region runs from base 91 to 429 and encodes 112 amino acids. The transcript has 3 exons. The record is from RefSeq and is a predicted model, not a curated record. Lineage: Eukaryota; Metazoa; Chordata; Actinopteri; Atheriniformes; Melanotaeniidae.